UCUAUCUCUAUGGUGGAAAGUCGACGCCAAACAAGGAAAUGUGACCACGUAUUCUUUGUUGUGACGAUUUUGAGAAUUCGUAACAUUAGCGAAAUGGCAGAGUUACGUUUGGAUUUAGACAAUAAUUUACAGUAUGGCCCUUUCGGCAGCGAUUUAGCGGAUAUUUGCAUUGACCAGGAUGGUGAAUGGGACAUCAACUUGUUUGAAGAACUUGAGAACCUAAGUGAUGCAGAUGAACUCCUUCAAGAAUUUGAGUUCACACCACAUGAUGAAAUAGCACUGAAAGAGGUGAAUGACAUUAAUCUGUUACAAUGGAGAUCCUUCACCAGUGGAGAUACUGACGCUUGCUGCACAGGUGUCGGAGUUCCUGGGUCCUCCCUAUCACCUGGAUCAGCACUCAGUGAUACCUCCUCACUGUCACCACUGUUUCUGAAAGAGGAUGCCGUGUCUUUGCAGCCUUUGCCGACAAUUCUCACUCCUGGAAAGAAAAUGCACAAGCGGGUCAGCCAAUCUCCCAGAGCCAAGCCUACCAAGCGACCUGCCCACCCACCCCAGAGGGUGUCAAUCCAGCCCAAACCGCCCCCCUCUGUCCCUUUAACACAGCCUGUGGCCCCUUUUCUCAAAACCAGGACCAUUGUCAUCCAGCCCGUUGGCCUACAGACUGUGGUCUCAGUGGUCAAGGCACCACCACCUGUGACUGUUCAUGCUACUGCCCCCUCUACUGCAGUUCACACAAUGCAUCUCAAGCCGAAACAGUUGAUUGGACCCCAGAUCACUUCCCCAGCCCCUGCCCUCCUCGCUGUCACCAACCAGGUGGUCACCAUGCCAACUGUCCCCCAUGUUACCAUCGGGACCACUGCCCUCUCUGGCCAUGCCCAUCCCAUGACGGUGACCUAUCACAGCACAGCAGUGGACACUGAGGCGUGUGUGGUGCGGCGGCAGCAGAGGAUGGUGAAGAACCGUGACUCGGCCACGCUGUCCAGGCUGAGGAGGAAAGAGGUCCAGCAGGCUCUGGAGGCCCGUCUCAGGGGGGCACUGUGUGAGAACCAGAGGCUGCUCCAGGAGAACGGAUCCCUUAGGACCGAGCUGGACAGACUUCUCACUGAGAACACUGUUCUGAAGGUGACGGCUCCAAAGAGACGGGCUGUGUGUCUUAUGGUCGUCCUGGUCUUCUUCGUGCUCAACACGGGUCCCAUAAGUGUGUGGGAGUCAGAGACCAGCAACUCCAGCCUGUCCACUGGGAAGCCACAAAGCAGCCGACAUCUGCUCAGCUUCUCCCCCGACCAACAGCAGAGGAGAGGGGAGGAAACACCAGACCCCCAGUCCCCACUGGAGCCCCUGGAUGCCCAGUACCCACAAUCCCACCAAUCCCAGGACAGGUGGGAGGAUUAUACUCCAGAGGAGAUGGCUCUAGCUGUGGUCAAGAAGGAGCCUCUCCUGUUUGGGUCACCUUCCUCGCCCCCCUGCCAACCCCACUCUCCUGUCUCCAGGUCCAAGUCCCUCCGUCUGACUCAGAACUUGCGAGGCUGGGUUCAUCGACACGAAGAGGAGAGAACCAAGUCCACACGCUCUACCACUGAUCAGUCCAGACAUACAACAACAGAUCAGCACACAACCAAAACUGUCCUGAAGUCACCUGAGGAGAGACCCCAGACGAACCAGUCCAGUAACUCGGUUGUAACAGUCCGCUACUCUGAUAGGCCAGGGAGUGAGGUUCAGGUGUACUACUCACGCCAUCAAAGCUACAGGGACUUCUUUGAUGAGUUAAAUCGACGAGGCGACACUUUCUACGUGGUGUCCUUUCGCAGGGAUCACCUUCUGCUCCCUGCAACCAACCACAGCAAGGGGAGCAGGCCAAAGAUGUCCUUGGUGUUACCAGCUAUUAAUGUGAACGACUCUGUCAUCAAGGACGACACAUUUGAGGUGAUGAUGCAGAUUGACUGUGAGGUCAUGGACACCAAGAUCCUCCACAUCAAAACCUCCAGCAUCCCAGAGAUCCUACGUGCCAACACCACUGACUUCCAAUCCACCCAUGCCAACAGAAAGGCAUCAGCGUCGGUUGGUGUUCUAUCAGACUCUGCCUGAAAUUGGCCUUACCUAAAAGGCCUGGCAAUCUAAAAAUCUAUCAUUUUACCAACCUUUUGGUGUAUUUAAUAAACUGUGCCAUAAAAAUGUA
This is a messenger RNA of Salmo salar (Atlantic salmon), 2176 nucleotides long. RefSeq names its product cyclic AMP-dependent transcription factor ATF-6 alpha. The record is from RefSeq and is a predicted model, not a curated record. Gene Ontology annotation, biological process: endoplasmic reticulum unfolded protein response; regulation of transcription by RNA polymerase II. Gene Ontology annotation, cellular component: nucleus. Lineage: Eukaryota; Metazoa; Chordata; Actinopteri; Salmoniformes; Salmonidae. Gene Ontology annotation, molecular function: RNA polymerase II cis-regulatory region sequence-specific DNA binding; DNA-binding transcription factor activity, RNA polymerase II-specific.